AUGCGGGGUGAAUAUGAAGGACUACAAGCUUUAAUCAGAGAAAUAAACCCAGCAGCAAUUUAUACAUGGUGCUAUGCACAUAGACUUAGUUUGGUUGUUGUUCAAAUGUCAAGCUGUUCAGCUAAUGCAGUUGAUACAUUUGGGAAUCUGGAGCAAUUGUAUGCACUGAUUUCAACUAGUAAAAAGCGCGUAGCGAUAUAUGAAAAUAUGCAAAAAGAAAGAAAUCCAAAAGCAAGAGUGCAUAGACUUAAAAGAGUAGAAACCACUCGUUGGAUGUCAUACUCGUCAGCACUGAAUACAGUAUUAUUAACAUAUGACAUAGUCAUAAAUACAUUAGAACAGAUAAAAAUAACUGAAAAUGCAGACUUCAAAGCCAGAUCUAAAGCUACGGGCUUAAUAGAUUUCUUUUUGUCAGAAAGAUUUGUUUUGACAGCAAUCUGUUAUAAAAAUCUAUUCAAUAUUUUAGACCCAGUAACAAAAAUGUUUCAAAGUCAAGAUAUUGAUUUACUAGGUGCAUAUAAAGCGGUGAAGUUGAAAUAUGAUAGUAUAUUUUUUGCAUUUAGUGAUCAAACUAUACUCAAAGACGAUAUCUAA
This is a messenger RNA of Acyrthosiphon pisum (pea aphid), 594 nucleotides long. RefSeq lists its product as uncharacterized. The record is from RefSeq and is a predicted model, not a curated record. Bases 1 to 594 code for a protein of 197 amino acids. The transcript has 2 exons. Lineage: Eukaryota; Metazoa; Arthropoda; Insecta; Hemiptera; Aphididae.